AUGGAAUUGGACCGCCUUGCCAGGCGUGGAAUCCUCGUUCAAAAAUACGGGUGUUGGGAUUGCUGGUCUGCCUUGUCACCCUGGCCCUCGUCCAUGGAACCUUCGGAGGCUUUGGAUUCGGAGGCUUUGGACCAUUUGGAGGAGGUGGCUAUGGAGGAUUCUACCGGCCUUACGGCGGAUACUUCGGCGGAUUCGGACCAUACCGACACGGGCACCACCACCACCACCAUUCCCACUUCGGCUACUACCGUUGAAGAACCUCCCCUCUCUCAUCCAUCCAUCACGGCCGAGCAUCUUCUUGUUCCUCCUACGCCCUCCCAGCCACCCCCGCCGUCCGUCGGCCUUUCACAGUCCCGUCCGCAUGCACUCACGGAUCAAAAAGCCUUUCGCUUUCGACACAUGUUGGGAUUGCUGGGGCUGGCAUGUCUGAUGGCUGUGGCCCUGGGCAUAGCAGCCGUGGGUGAGGACCUCGUCGCCGCUGAAUCCGCCCAGCUGGGGUUCGGCCUGGGAGGUUUAUUAGGAGGUUUCGGCGGGGGCUAUGGAGGCCAUGGAGGAUACGGGGGCUAUGGAGGCCAUGGAGGCUAUGGAGGCUAUGGA
This is a messenger RNA of Darwinula stevensoni, 597 nucleotides long. The record is from the annotation of a GenBank genome assembly. Lineage: Eukaryota; Metazoa; Arthropoda; Ostracoda; Podocopida; Darwinulidae.